CCGUAUCGUAAUGUGAAUUUUUUUGAGAGACCGAGACGUACAUACUUUUGUUGCUGCCAAAGUGGAUGUGGACGGAGGAAAAUAGUAAUAUUUAACUGCGUUGCGGGAGCGGGACAAUCGUCGUUUGCCAAUUGCGGCCACCGCUUAUGUCGGCUAAUCGGCUAUCAAUAAUAUUAGUAAUCGUAUCAAUAUCAAGUUACCCAUUACCCAUCGCGGAUACACAUUAGUUUUGCGAAGGGCAGAGCAGCGCAGAGCAUAUAGCGAAUAUUUCCAUUUGUUGCCAACAAGACUGUCGUUGUUGUUGUUAUUAUUGUGGCUUUUCAGUGACUGGGGAGAGCAGUGGGGGUGCGUUCGUAAUCCUUGUGAAAAAUCGGUGACCGUUCUUCUUAAAAAAAAAGCGAAAGAAAAAACCAUCGCGAUAAGAAAAUAUAAGAAAGAAAAAUCUGAUUGAAAACCAAAGAGCUGCUGCUACUGCUGCUGUGCGAGUGAGAGCGGUCGAGAGGUAGCUAGUGAGCGAGUGAGAAAGCUAUGUAUUGCAUUUGCAUUUCGUUGUGUGUGUCGUCGUUUUCGUUCGGUAAAAGUCGGUAAAAAGCAGAGCCUUUCCAAACCUAACCACUUUCGGGUAAACGGAAUCGGAAAAGGAACUGGGAAAAUCGAAAGAAAUUAAAUAAUAAUAUGCGUUACAUCGAUGGCAACAACAACAACAACAGCAGCGACCAUCAGCUAGCGACUCCUCUCUGAGCGAGAGAGCUAAUAGCUUUUCAGCUUUAGCUUUUCUUGGGCCAAUCGGAAAUUGUAUUUCAUUGAUUGCAAGAGUACGAAAUCAAGAAGACGUACAUAUUUGUUGUUAAGAAUCCGUUCCUAAUAUAAGUAAAUUGCUAGAACAAUGGAUGAAUUUUCGGAGAAUAUAGAAAGAAUUGCCCUCGAGUUGCUGAGCAACUUGGUUCAUGGCAAUGCCACUCUUAGUGUUCCCCGAAAUUCAUCCGGAAACGUGAUCUCGGAAUAUCGACGAGUCAGCUAUAAUAAUCGCGGAAGUCGCCAUAGCUUUUGCGUGCUGAUUUACAUGCUCUCCCGGGUGCACCGAUUGCAAGUCCGCGGAGGAAGUUUCACCGUCCGUGGACUAUACUAUGACAAUCCUCUGCUAGUCCGGUCGCAGUCCAGGAUUGCCGAAGCCAGGCUAGAUGUCUGUCGUAUGCUGAGGACAUCCCCCCUAAGCUUGGGCAUACUGGCCGCCUCCAAGGGCCUGGUGGCAGGCGACUUAAGGCUGCUGAUGACCAACGGAGACGUUCUGGACAGCAGCUUGUAUGGUGGACCUCUGACAUUGCCCACGGAUCCCGAGAAGAUAGAUCGAAUCGAAACGCUGGCGGAAUUUGUGCUAAUCGUUGAAAAGGAGUCGGUUUUUGAGAGUCUCUUAUCCAGAAAUGUAUUUGGUACUUUUGAACGACGCUUCAUCCUUAUAACUGGAAAAGGAUACCCCGAUUGCUGUACCCGGAGGAUUGUCCAUCGGCUCACCGAGGAGAACCAACUGGCGGCCUACAUUCUCGUUGACGCCGAUCCAUUUGGCGUCGAGAUAAUGCUAGUCUAUCGCCAUGGCUCGAAGUCCAUGAGUUUUUCCAGCCAAGGACUAACCACACCUGCGCUGCGUUGGAUUGGUCUACACCCCUCGGAGAUUCCCGCACUCGGCACUGGAGCGGUUGCCCUGGUUGCCGGCGACAACAAGAAAAUCAAUGACCUCCUCGCCCGCCACGAUUUGGAGCCGGGAGUGCGGCAGGAACUGCGCAUGCUGCAGGACGUUCAGCUGAAGGCCGAAAUCGAGAGUGUCAUCGACUUCCUGACCGACGACUAUAUACCAAAUAAAAUCAAUCGGAACUUGUUUUUGUAGAGUUCAGUGGUAAACCCCAUAAGCCAAAUAUUAUUACUCUUGAAAUAUUAUUAGUUAGUUUAAAAUAUGUUGUAGGUAUAGUAAUAUAGUAAUUAGUUUGUAAAAAACGUAUCUCUAUAAAGAUACCAUAAGACUCCUAAAAAUAGUACUGUAAAAGUUAGUUCGCGUAAUCAGCUUUCCAUUAAUAUUUGAAUUAAUUAAGAUAGUAAUUUAAUAAUUAAAUUCCCCAUUCAUUGGGAUUCCGAUUUUGUUGCUUAUGUUAUAAAAUGUAAUGUUUAAUUUCAAUGCAGCUUUAAUAACGUCAAUAUAAUAUUACGACUAAUUAAUAUUAAAGUACCUUAAGAUCCUUGCCUUUAGAAAACAUAAUUUUAAUAUUUGGAUAACGGAUAAUAGUAAUUUACACUCGUAAUGUCUGAGU
This is a messenger RNA of Drosophila melanogaster (fruit fly), 2300 nucleotides long. It is a transcript of the gene mei-W68, whose product is annotated as meiotic W68. Gene Ontology annotation, cellular component: nucleus; chromosome. Gene Ontology annotation, biological process: DNA metabolic process; DNA topological change. Gene Ontology annotation, molecular function: catalytic activity; ATP binding; DNA topoisomerase type II (double strand cut, ATP-hydrolyzing) activity. NCBI's taxonomy places the organism in Eukaryota, Metazoa, Arthropoda, Insecta, Diptera, Drosophilidae. The coding region runs from base 887 to 1882 and encodes 331 amino acids. The transcript is spliced from 3 exons. The record is from RefSeq and is marked reviewed.